Molecule: messenger RNA, 1674 nt
Organism: Striga hermonthica
Lineage: Eukaryota; Viridiplantae; Streptophyta; Magnoliopsida; Lamiales; Orobanchaceae
Source: the annotation of a GenBank genome assembly
AUGUUCCUUAGAAAACCAGAAAUUCGGAAAGAUUUGAAAUUUCGCAAUAAAAUCUCAAAUGAACUGCCGUUUUCUUCGAUGCACGAUGUAGCAUCUUCUUUAAAGAAAAAACUUUUGAGUUGUUUGGAGAAUCCCCAUCUAAGAAGAUGGUGCACUUACGAGUGGUUCUACAGUGCCAUUGAUUAUCCGUGGUUUGCUAAGAGGGAGUUUGUUGAAUAUUUGUACCAUGUUGGACUUGGUCACGUGGCAAGGUUGACUCGUGUCGAGUGGGGUGUCAUAAGAAGUUCUCUGGGCAAGCCUCGGCGAUUUUCAGAGCAGUUCCUGAGGGAGGAAAAGCAGAAGCUUAGUCAGUAUCGAGAUUCUGUUAGAAAACACUACAGUGAGCUUCGUGAAGGAGUUCGGGAAGGACUGCCAACUGACCUUGCACGGCCUUUAUCAGUUGGACAGCGUGUCAUUGCUAUCCAUCCAAAAACAAGGGAAAUUCAUGAUGGAAGAGUGCUGACGGUCGAUCACUCUAGAUGUCGGGUUCAAUUUGACCAGCUUGAACUCGGGGUGGAAUUUGUCAUGGAUAUUGACUGCACACCAUUGGACCCUUACGAGAAUAUGCCUGCACUGCUUGGGAGACAGAGAAUUGCCGUUGACAAGUUUUUUGAAAAUUUCAACAAAAUGAAAAUAAAUGAGCGACCACAAGAACUUAUGAAACUUGGCCCUGGUGAUAAUGUGGGUAACAGUGUGGGUAUUUUGCAGUUGCCUCCAGCAGGACCUGAAAGUUUCUUGAAGCAGACAAAGGUGGCUACUGCAAAUGCUGAUUUGCAAUCGAGGACAGGGUUGGAAACUACUGGUUACCCAAAAACGACAUAUUUUCAAAUCCAGGCAAAGGAAGCUGAUGUCCGAGCUCUGGCUGAGUUGACUCGUGCUCUGGAUAGAAAGGAAGCUGUUGUUCUGGAGUUGAGGCGUUUGAAUGAUGAUGUGUUUGAAAAUCAAAAGGAUGGUGAUAGCUUUUUGAAGGGCUCUGAGUCAUUUAGAAAGCAUUAUGCGGCAGUACUUAUACAAUUGAAUGAAACCAAUGAACAGGUUUCAUCUGCUCUGUAUUGCUUGAGACAGAGAAACACAUAUCAAGGUAGCAUUCCACUUGCAUUGCCUAGGACCUUAAGCUAUUCUGCUGAUCCUAGUGAUGGAUUUUCUCUAGACGGUGCGUCAUGUCAAACUCAUGAACCAGAUUCUCACGCGAAUGAGAUCAUAGAUAGCUCAGCAACAAAAGCCAGGGCAAUGGUAGCUGCAGCCGUGCAGGCAGUUUCAUCUUUCCAUGGUAAGGAUAACACGGCUGAGAAAAAUGACGAAGCUAUAGACUAUGUAAACGAUCAGCUACGCUCGGAUGAUUCCACAAUACCAAUGCCACAUGAUGCGAAACAAGAGGAUAUCUCUGGCCUCAAUAUACAAAUUCCUUCGGAGCUGAUCUCUAAAUGUGUUGCGACUUUGCUUGUGAUUCAGAAAUGUACAGAACGGCAGUUUCCUCCUUCUGAUGUGGCACAAAUAUUAGAUUCUGCCGUCACAAACUUACAACCACGCAGUUCACAAAACCUUCCUGUUUACAACGAGAUACAAAAGCACUUUUUGUUGACUCGUGGAUCUGCGUUGCUAGUGCAUGACCUUCAAUGGAUGAAGAAAGGUUGA